GGGAGAGAGGGGAGAGAGAGAGCCCCAAGGCAGCCCUGCGCCUCUGAGCUGGGAUCUGCCAGGGCAGAGCCAGCAUGAUGGUCCUCAGCCCACCUGUCCGGGGAUCUUACCUGCUGCUUUUCUUCUGCUUUGCUUUGUCUCAGACUGCGUACGCUGACAAUGUCUUCUCACUUUCAGCAGAUCUCCCUUGUUUGGAACAGAAGAAGCAGCUCAACUGCAGAGCAUGCUGCCUCCUUGGCCCUCCUCCACCGCCCUUGUUCCCACCACCGUACUUCAGGCACAGCUGGAGCACUAAGCUGGAUAUGGAGGAGUUGUGUCAUGAGCUCCAGAUAAUACAGGCUUCCUCUCUGCCUGAAUCGCACUGUUCUGCAGGGCCUCCUGGCCCCCAGGGCCCACAAGGAAUACCUGGUAUAAUGGGACCAAAAGGGGAGAAGGGGGAGAUUGGCAGGCCUGGAAGAAAGGGCAGACCAGGUCCCCCGGGCGUCCCUGGGAUGCCAGGACCAGUAGGAUGGCCUGGACCUGUGGGACCGAAGGGUGAAAAGGGAGAGUUGGGUGUGAUGGGAUUGCCAGGUACAAGAGGACCAAUGGGCUCCAAGGGUUUUCCUGGAACUAGAGGAGAAAAGGGAUCCAGAGGUGACAGAGGCGACAAAGGAGUCAAAGGAGACCCGGGAGAAAUAGGCUUUCCUGGAAUGCUGGGACAAAAAGGAGAGAUGGGCCCCAAGGGACAAUCCGGAGUACCAGGACACAGAGGACCUAUAGGAAGACCUGGAAAACGAGGCAAACAAGGACUCAAGGGAGACAUUGGACCAGCGGGUGUCAUGGGCCCACCUGGUAGGCCUGGUCCUGUCGGCCAGCCAGGCCCCCCUGGACCGUCAGGAUUAGGGCAAUUUGCAAUAGGACCAAAAGGAGAAAGAGGACUUCCAGGGCCUCCAGGGAGAUGUCUCUGCAGAACCCCACAGCAAAUGAGUAACCCAUCAUAUGAGGAAUCUGUGUUUGGACACAGCUACCCAAAAGUUCCCGCGAUUUUUGUGGUGAAUAAUCAAGAAGAAUUGGACCGGUUAAACACCGAAAAUGCAUUAGCUUUUAGAAGAGAUCAGAGAUCUUUGUAUUUCAAGGAUACCUUUGGAUGGCUCCCAGUCCAGCUCACCCCUCUCUAUCCCGUGGAUUACCGCUUUGAGGACGGAGGUACCUGUGGAGAUGGGAUCGUGCAGGAUGGGGAGGAGUGCGAUGACGGCAAUGCGGUUGUGACUGAUGGCUGUAUAAGGUGCCGCCGUGCUUACUGCGGAGAUGGCUACAAGCACGAGGGGGUUGAAGACUGCGAUGGGAUGGAUUUUGGAUAUUUGACAUGUAGAACAUACCUUCCUGGGUCUUAUGGAAAAUUGCGAUGCACUUCUUACUGCUACAUUGACUCCACACAGUGCCGGUACUUCACAUGAGGGGAGCAGAGGUGGAUAGCAUCCCACGUGUAGCGGGUGCUAGGUGCUACACUAUCACCUAUCCAAGAAGGACUGGGACAAAAAGACACCCCACCCACCUCUGGGAAAACAAACAAGGACACAUCAUGCUGCUGAUGGCCAUUUUGAGAUUUUUUUUUUAUAUAUAUAUAUAUAUAUAUUUUAUUUUUCAAAUAGGGAAAAAUAGGACCACUGCAUCCUGUCUUAAUAGAGAAAUAAACGUCAAACAGUGUGUGCCAGUGAGAUUUCCAUGCUGCUGCGGAUGGCAACGUACUCUCCAUCACAAAAGCAACAUUAAGCUAGUGGAAGCUGAGUUUCAUUGAACAGGAAUGUCGUGUAACAAUUACCUCGAUUUAGCACUUAAACCCAAAUGUAAUCUCUUCGGGGGUUUUGUCUUUAACCCUUCUCCGAAUAAACACAAAGCAUGUCUUGGAUGCCGUGUUUAGAGGGACUUUCUCUUUUGCUACAAUGUGAACUUAGCAACUUGUGUCCACAAGAGAUGACUUCAGCAACUGUAAGGAUACCAAUGCUCCUUCAUUGGUAAAAGGAGUUAAAGUUCUUUCAGAAUCAGCAAAUCAGCCAAAUAUGCUGGUUAACAUCACCUUCAGGCGAAGGCGUUGUCUGGGUGUCUGUGCUCUACAAGCAGUCAUAGGAGGCCUGCAAAACAUGCCACAAAGGACAAACUGGACAAGUAAACUGUGAAAUAGCCAAAAAGUUCUCUCCCAGGAGAAAAUAAGACAAGGAGGGAAGAUAAGGAAGGAACAUAUUUCUGUCUUUUUCUCCUCUGUGCUGAGCUGGCUGGGCUCUGCCUGACCCCAAGGGUCUGGGACAACAUCAGUUCCCUGACUGAAACCAUGGCCAUGAACGCGUUGUCUUCUCUCCGUGUCCACACUGGAAGGUCUUUGCAUUUGUAGCCCCUUAUCCACCCAACCAUCAUCAUUCAAUUCCCAGCUAGCCCCUGUGCUCCCUCCCCUCUGCCACUGGCUGUUUCUGCCACCCUGUACCCCAGUGCAUGUGCUCACUUUUGCGUCGCCGUAAAUCAGACCGCGGGGUAGUGCAUUUACGGAUGCUCAGUCAUGCUGUGCAAUGUACAUGUGGGUUUUGUUUUUUGGGAAGGCCUCCCAAUUAUAUCAGCUCUGAUUGGAGUCAGGGUAAUUAUAUGCUUAUUUCUUAGCAAGUAGUAAAGAGCAAAUUUCACAUGGAAAGCAUACUAAAUGUUAUAUGACAAAGAGUCUGUAACAGAAAAUGAAACUGAGAAUGUGCAGAAUUCAGGACUAAAGCCUUAAAACUAGACACUAUUUUCAUACAAGCCACUCUUUCCUGCUUUGUGGUAAAUGUUGUACAGGACUGUGUGAAAUGUGUGAGUUAUCUGUGCCAGUAACAGCACUGCAACUGCUGCACUGACACUGGCACUUCUGUAGAGGUUAAAUAAAGGUGGAUGUUGUGUUAUAAUGAUAAUGCAUUAAAGCAAUCAAGAAACACAUUCAACUCUUACCACCCGCCUAGGAGACUUUAACUAUGCAUGUACAAAGUGAUAGUGAAAAUCACCAAUUGACAACAAAAAAAGAAAGGAAAUUUGUGGUCUUGUCAUGAUUAUCACUUACCUGGGCUAUUUAUGUUGCUAUGAAGCCAAGUCACCAGUAUUUGUAGUCCAGUUCAACAGUUUAAUUUUAUUUUUUUUUAAUUAACUGAGGUCUUAAUAAAAGGACAGGAAUCACUGGGACAAGAAAACUGCCACAAACUCUGGAAAUCUGGGCGCUAGCACAGCUGCCUUUUUAAUUUCCUGUGCUUGUGCCAGCAGUGGGUUCCAGCACCACACCACAAGGAGCAGGUUUCUGGUUGUUGGGAGGCUCUCGAGGACAGACAUGCUCCCAGCAGUUAUUCCUGCUGGCCAUUCCUCUGGCUGAACCUCUGGCAGCAUCUGCUGGUGUUACCAUGCUGGGAUUGGAGACACUUCAUCUGAACUAUUCACCUUCUCCAAGGAUUUAAUCUCAACCCCACAAAAAGCUGGAGUCUCUGAGAAGCUUGGUAAUUCCAGUGGCCUUUCACCUUCAAUUUUCAGUUGGAUCAUUUUUUAUUAAAAGCUCCUACCUCCAAAGGACAUUGAAAUAACAAAGCUACGUGCAUGGAUCAUAGGAUGCACAAACAGGAGAUAUAUUCAACCAGGUAAAACUACUGUGCUGCACAUGUUCACAAAGGGGCCUAUCAGUCUGGUCAGUCUGGGAACACUUGCAAAGCCUGGAUUUUAAAUGGACAAAGCAAUGUAAAAUAUAAGAAAAGAAAAAAAGUUUCAUACUACUGUUACUGUCUUGUUCUCCUCAGAAGAUUAGGCAUGAGAAAGACACCUGGGAAGGUGUAAAGUAUAUAUGAUUUAAAAUGCUGCAAAAAUAAAUCCUUUGCUCUCAUUUCUGACAUACCUGAUUUAUCAUUAAUUGGGUAUUCUUCAGCUGGGUGAUGCCUGGUCUGCUGCAAAUUGUCUUCCCUCCUUUUCUGAAUUUGGGAACUUAAUGCAUUGUGCCAAGACUGGUUCAAAAGUUAAUUGGAAUAUUUCAGUUCACUAGACUUUUGUAGCAGCAUAUACUUGUGCAAGAGUUUUCUAAUGAUUAGUUUGCAGCUCUAGGCAAGUACAAAGCAUUUUGCCAUGCACUGUAUUAAUAUAUACAAAAAGUCUGGCUUGCACUUAAUACAUGAUUAAACACAUGUAAUUACCUACUGUGUAUACUAGCAGCUCAUGUCAAUAAAUUGUGCUACCUUAGCUCCCUAUGUCCUUAUUUUCACUUAUUUAAUUUGGGUUUACAAGCAUGUUUUUCAAAUAUAAUUACCUAGUUUAAGAAGCUGGGGAGGGAAAAACACCUCUUUUUUCCCAUGCCUGCUGCCUCUCCCUGCCUGCCGUGGGAUCUGGUUCUGUGUGAGCACAGUGAUGGGAGUGUGGCUGUGCAUUCCUGCUCCUGGGCUUGUCACCGAAGUGACCCCUGCAACACGCCAUGGACAGAACAGCUGUGAUUGAUUUCUGAUUGGAAUCUGUCAACUACUUGUUUUUAAUAAGGCUUUGAGCUGUGGUUUGGGGGAUUGUCUCCUCCUGAUACCUGAUAAUGUAUAUAGUGGCUCCUUUGUAAUUCUGUAUCAGGAUCAGCUGAUGGCUGUGAAACAGAAGGCAACAGCCUCGGGUGCUGAUGGACAAUGGAGAUGGUGACACUGGCACCCAGGAUUUGGACACUCCUGGAAGUUGGCACCCAGCUUUCCAGAAGAGGGUCUUGCCUUGCAGUAGCAGCCUGCAAGUCUGUUGUCCCAAGGCAUUUGUGUUUAACAGAGAGUUCCAGAGAAGGGCAAUCCUGCCUGUCCCCAGGGAAAAAGGAAGUGUAUUGACAGAGAAUAAGUGAGUCUAUUUUCUGCCUCUCCUUUCUAAAAACUCAGCUUCUGUGACACUCACCUCUCUGGCAUCCAAAUGCCUACGUCAUUUCUCCCUUCCCUUCAAAUUGUCCAAAAUCAUAGCUGUCAAGGCUGUCCUUGCCCAUAAAUCUGGCCGUCCACCUCAUCUCCUUCUUUCUUUUUUCUUAUUUCCUCUAAGACACCAAAGUUCAUAUAAUUUGUCACCUCCUGAAAACUGCAAUGCCCUUGCUGGUCUGCUGGUUUCAUCAGCUUUUCUUUCAGUCUCUCACACCAUCCCUUUUCUAACAUCUUAUGCUUGUGACAGCCCUGCCAUAUGUCACAGCAAAGCUCCUUGGUGAUGGUCCUUACCUUCUAAAAAUUGUAGGAUGCAUUUCCCACUUCAGCCCCACUCAUUUUUACAAGGAGAGAGGGGAGUAGUGAUUAUCCUUAAACUGUGAAUCCCCAAGAACUGUCCUUGAGCAUCAGCUGUUUAAGACGAGUAACAAUAAUAAGUCCCCAAUUAGCUGCAUUUGGGGACAAUUCAAUACACUUGGCUGCCACAUACAAUCAGGAGAUGUAUUUUAAAAAGGUGACCAAAAUAAACCCAAGAGAAGGAAAUCAGUGCUGUGCUGUGGUUCUUUGAUGAUAUUUAAGUCUAUCGUGCACAAUGCUGCAAGGAGAUGUUUAAAGAGCUGUUGGAAAAAUCACAUUUUAAUUCACAAAGGGUGAGGCAAUGAGAGCACUUUCUAAAAGACUUUCAAGUUCUUUCUCUGGUAGCUUUUGCUUAAGAAGAUGGAUAUGGCAAAGCAAGGGUCCCUUCCCUGGAAACCAUUCCCUUGCAAGGAAAGCACAGAAUAAUGGGCUAUUGAACUCUGCUACGGGCAGCAUACUGGCAAAAGGUACUGGUAAAAGGACAGACACUGGGCGAAUUCAAAAUUUGGAUCAGGAGUUUGAAUCAGAGUACCUGAUGCUUAUUAAUCUGGUAAGACACCAUGCAACUUGUAAGACAUUAGACAUGCCAGAUCUUUAUCAAAGAGGAAAAAAAAGGAACAAAACCUAAGCAAGUGAGCCAUUUGUGUCUUUAAUGAACAUAGUCAGUGAAGAACCCCCCCCUAAUAUUAAUAUGUCCAGUUACAUGCCCAGCAAUAUGCUCUAUGCAGAAAGCUGGUGUCACUCCAGGGCUGAAAAGGCCAGAGCAAAGCCUGGGCAUAUGUUUUCAUUGCAUCAGUAAUUACUGGGGCAUUUAGGAGGAUGGUCCUGAACCAGCCCAGCCAGGGAAGGCUGCAUUUGAAAGGAUGGCCAGGCCAAAUCAUAUUAGAGGAGUGUACUCCUGAUGGAAAUUACGUUAGUGGCUACUUCCCUCCCUCCAUCCUCAACAAAAUCUUGGCACUUAAAAGGCACUGAGUUAUAGCCCUGGCCUUUUACAGCUUUUAAUUCACUCUGACAGUUUCCCCAAGCAUCUGAGGGAGGGUCCAGUUUGGAUGCAUAAUCUUCUCCAGUGACAGAGAAGAGGGUUUAAACAGACAUAUUUUUCUGCAGCCUUCCCACACAUUACUGAGCAAGUAGUCCUCCUGCAUCUGGUGCUGCUCAAGAUUUUCUUUGGGAAGGAGAGUGAUGGAACUGAACCCCUCAAAGCCACUGAUAGCAAAGCCAUGGGAUGCAGCAGGGCAUUGCAUGGAGCAGGAGCUACUCUGGCCAGUGUGGGUAGGGUGGGAAGGGGCCUCAUGCUGCCACAUGUGCACCAGAGCAUCUCGUGUUCUCCAGGAAAAGCUGUCUGCAGUGCUGUCCCCAGGGCUAAUGCUGCUGGUGGUAUCUCCUGCAGGACACAGGGAAGACAAAGCACUCCCUGAGCUGUUUUGCAGGUGCAGCUGGGAGCCUGCCUGCCUGGCUGGUCUGUGAUAACACAAACACGAGGUUCAGCAGAGCAGGAAUUGGAGUUAAUGGCACAAUAAAUCAGCCAGGAGGAAGAGGAGGUAACAUUACCUACUCACACUGCAGCAUGUCUCUAGUAUAUUUAGAAACUUGGCAACUGAUGAUCCUCUCUUAGCCGGUCUAAAGUGUCACCAUUCAAUGAGUGAAUAAACUGACAUCAGCAUUAAAUUCAAGCCCAUGGCAAGGUGUCUUUGACCCUUGUGCCAGCUGUGGAGGAAGCUUUCAGAAUUCAUCUUGAAGAGCAGUCAGAGCCCUGUCAGGAUCUGUAGCAUCCUCUAUAGGGUAAACAGGGGAGUGGGUGUUGAUGGUUAUUCACUCUCACCCUCCUGGGAGGAAGAGACAGACCAGACAGACACCCAGUGGAAAUUUCCCCUGAAUCACUACAGAGUGCUGACUUUUAUCAUGGAAAUGCAGGCAUGAAACACUUACUUCCCUUUGCCCUCCUAGCCAGAACAUCCCCAAUUUAGUGGAACAAGGAGAGAACUGCUUGAGAACCCCAUCUGUUCCCUGACCCCUUUGUGGGAUCCCUCAAAGUCUUUAGUGACUUAUUUUGUUUGGAAGAGAAGAGCUACCAUUGCUCCCUGCCUUGCUUAUUUCAAUUAGCCACGUUACCCCCGUGGAAGUCACCAUGCAUGAGGUGGGAGAGGCUGUGCUCAGCCAGUCAGAUAUUUGGGGCAGGUUAUGUUUGGUGCUUCCCAUGCCUUCCUCUAGGGGGAUUUUUUGAUGGACAAGUGGAGCCUGGUAAUCCUGAUGCUUCACAGCAGUGUAAAGUUUUUUUACACAUUUCUGCUGGGUUUGACAUUUUACCUGCCUGGUAUUACUGUCUCUGAGGACAGGAUGUGCCAAGAAAGAGAACAUCGAGGAUUGCUCAGGUUUUGAGUUGUUAGCAGAUUUAAAGGGGAGGAUGACUAAUGAGAGGUGAGAAACAGAAUAGUUCAGGCAACUGAACUGUACAGAACUGCCUGGAUGAAAUGUGCUUAUUAUGGGCCAAGACCCACAGGGAGACUGGUUGUGAAAUACAAUUAAAUUCUGGGUUUAAAUGGUGAUGCUCCAGUAUAAACCAUCAUAAACCACGUGGUGGCUGUAGUGACAAGUUACUGUUUUGCUGCCAUUUGAGCAGAGGUUGGUUGUCAAACCCAGCAGCAGCCCCAAAGCAGAAACAUGGGACCAGUGGGGAAAGCUGGCCUUCUCACUGGUCUUGGUGGGCACAGUGAAGGGCAGAGAGGCUUGCUCUGUGCCAGGACUUUUUGAGCAAGACAAUAUCUGGUGUGAAAGGCUGCAGGAUUACAGCUUCUAAAUAAAGCUCCAAGAGCUGUACCUGUUGCUGUGUGGGGCCAGCAAGCUCUGCCUUACACUGCCUGAGACUGAGCUGUUAUGCUGACUGUCAAAUAUUUGUCCUCUGCUCCACACUAUCGCAUCAUUAGAUGAGCAUUACAUCCUGUAGGUUUGUCAUGACCCUCUGGAAUAAAUAACUUGACUUCAGAGAGUUUGUACUGGGUAUUGGCAAGGAAGAAGCGAGCCCUAACAUGCAAAUAAUGUGUUUAUUUGUCCUGCAUUCAGCAGUCAAGUAUCUGUCAGGCCAUUUGCAAGGGGAAUCCCCUGCUCUCUCUACCAGUACUGCCUCUGUAUUUUGCAGCCCUGAGGAUGGCAAGGCUCCAGCUGCAGGGAGCUAAAGCUUCCUGCCAAACUUUUUUGAAAAGUUCUAUUGGUGUAGGAACAUCUUGGUUUUAUGUAUUCUUAGGCAUCUCCAUCAAUAGAGCAGAAAGCAGAACUUCAUUUGAGAUGGUCGGUAGACAAAAAAAUAUGAAUGUGAACAGAUAAAUCCUCCCCCUGGGUGGAUAACAGCUACAUACUCUCAGGCUGCGAGCAUUGCCUGAUGAUACAGGGUUAAGAAAAUUUAAAUUAAUAUUAAUUACUUAAUCCAAAGUGGAAGAGCUUGGACAGGAGGGAGUCCUAUUUCAGAAGGAAUACGGUCUGGAUAUAUGAACUCUCCACACAAGACUUAUAUAAGUAAACAAAGUGCUAUACGAAGAAACUUCUGGGAUGGCUGACAAGAAGCAUGUCCAAGUGCUUUGAAAUAGUCCAGGGUUUUCCCUAGAUUCUGUUCAGGGGCUGGUUUGAGCGGUGGAGGAGAGCAGCCUGCUCAAGGUGACUGAUGAAGUGUGAGGUGGGGAUAAGUAACUAUUUAUACACUGACAGUGCGCUGCAGAUGGAAGGUGAGAGAAUGCAGAUCCUUAAAAGACUCGUGGGGAAGGAAAGGGAAUUUAGUAAGCUGGACUGAAGAAAAUAAAUAGUGAGAUGUCCUGGCACUGCGUGACUGGGACGUUCAGUACAACCUGACAAGUAGAGAAACACGUGCCAGAAGGUUCCUGUGCCCGGCUAGCACAUCUGCUGGGGCAGGACUGUCGGUGCCUCGCACCACAGCCAAGGACACAGAAUGAAGCUGUGUGGGAGAGCAGGCCUCUUGCCUUUGAUGAGAGCGUUUCUGGCAAGAAAGCCUCUCCCAGCUGCCCCAGGGCUCGGAGGGGUGCAGGUUUCACAGACAUCCACAGCACCCUGCUGCACCCAGCCAUGUCCUGCUGGUGGGACAGAGCUGCUGGCUUGGUUUGGGGAAGGUGGCUGCUGCUCCCUUGGGUGCUCCAUGGAGCGCUGGCGUCCAGCACCUGAGGCCACAGAUCCGAUGACACAUUUGGGAGAGCGAGGUGGGCGAGCGGUGGCAGCAAGUGGAGGCUGCACUGCCUGGUUCCUCCAGCUUGCAGGAAGAGGUUGGCUACCAGCUGCUAAGCAAGAAAGCAAGUGGAAAACUGUGACCUAUAGGAAACUAUGUGAGGCAUGUCUGGUCUCUGAAGACUACAGAUGAGCUGGUGAUACCAACACUGAAAACAGAUGCUAAACUGAUUGGAAAUUAUUUUGGCAGAAAGCCAUAGCUGGAGCAGGAUCCCUGGUACAAACAAAUUGAUGCAAAAUGCAUCUCAAAGUCUCAGAUCUGUUUGAUUUUGGGAAAACAGUGAGCUGUACUCUCUUUGGCACUGCUCUACAGCACAGACCACACACCAGUGCAUCUUGCUGAAAGCAGUGAGGUACAGGUACUGCUUGUGGCACCAGCACCCACUGGGGAAGCAGCAUCUUAGAGAAGCUCCUUGGCUGACAGCUCUGGAAGGAGAGGAGUAGCACCAAUUUCAGCUCCUCUUGCUGCAGGCAGAACUCCUGCACUCAUGGUGACACCUCCCCAGAGGUGAAAGACUCUAGAGAAAUUUUACCAGACCUUGCAAGCUGGAACAGCAAAGAAACACAGGCUGGUAAAAGGUGAAGGCUAGGGGAAUGCCAGAA
Molecule: messenger RNA, 10085 nt
Organism: Poecile atricapillus (Black-capped chickadee)
Lineage: Eukaryota; Metazoa; Chordata; Aves; Passeriformes; Paridae
Gene: COLQ
Product: collagen like tail subunit of asymmetric acetylcholinesterase
Exons: 17
Coding region: 75-1436 (453 amino acids)
Molecular function (GO): heparin binding
Source: RefSeq, a predicted model, not a curated record